Messenger RNA from Colletotrichum abscissum, 1455 nucleotides. Its product is annotated as HET domain-containing protein. Bases 1 to 1455 code for a protein of 484 amino acids. Lineage: Eukaryota; Fungi; Ascomycota; Sordariomycetes; Glomerellales; Glomerellaceae. The transcript is spliced from 4 exons. The record is from RefSeq and is a predicted model, not a curated record.
AUGAAGCUUCUCAACUGCUCCACCCUUCGCAUCGAGGAGAUGCAUUGGGCAAGAAAGCAGGAACUCGAAGUGAAGGGCAUUUCCACAGCCUACGCUAUCCUUUCUCACAAAUGGGAGAGCGAUGAGGAUGAGGUUACCUUCGAAGACAUGGCCAGUGCCGACAUAAAGUCCAAAAAGCUGCUUGGGUGGUCGAAGAUUGAGAAAACUUGCACCGAGGCACUCAAGAUCGGGAUCGGAUACGCCUGGAUAGACACUUGCUGCAUCGAUAAGCGAAACCUCACCGAACUUACUGAAGCCAUCAAAUCAAUGUUCAGGUGGUAUGCAGAGGCGGAGAUUUGCUUCGCGUAUCUCUCAGAUGAGCUCAUCGCUCCGGGCAAAAUGGAGUUCUACGACAAGAAUUGGAAUGCAAUUGGCAGCCGAUUCAACCUCUCACGACAAAUUCAAAUGCGAACAUCCGUCAACGCUGAAAUCUUGAGACACAACUCAUCGACGCACGAAAGUAUCCAGGAUCUCCUGGCCGGUAUUCCAGUGGGCCGGCGCAUGUCGUGGGCUGCUGAUCGCAAGGCAAAGAAAGAGAAAGAUCGCGCUUACUCACUCUUGGGCAUCUUCGGCGUCAGUAUGCCUUUGCGUUAUGGGGAAGGCAACCGAGCUUUCAUUCGUUUACAGGAAGAGAUCAUCAAGGAGACCAACGACAUGUCACUGUUCGCUUGGUGUGAUUCCACAGUCACUUGCAUAGAUGACUUAGAAGAGUUCCGUGGCAUCCUCACCACUACUCCGGAUCAUUUCCGCGAUUGUUGCAAUCUAACAUCUCUAAGCGAUCCAAGGCGUGGCCCAGAGUUUUCGAUGACAAACAAAGGUUGUCGAAAGAUUGAAGGUUCCAUCCAUGAAUUCCAGGGCAUUUUGCUCUAUCAGCUCAGCAAUGAGAGCUAUGUCAGAACGAGACCGGACAAGCUCUAUGCUAGCAGCUGCGCAUCCGAAAGCCGGCCAUUCGAAAAGAACGUUCUCUUCAUCGCUAAGCAAUUCAAUAUGGGCCUACAGGCAGAGGAUUUGUGGAUUCCUGGCCGUAAUCCUGGCCGUAAUAUCAAGUUCUGCAUCGACGAUAAGCAGCCAAAAUUGCAUGUAAUGCUGCGCUGGAGCUCACCAUUUUUUGCUGCUUGGAUCCCGUCCACACAUACUAUUGAGAGCUGCGAGCUUUGGAAAUUUGAAGGAGAGGUGGAGGUCAAGUCUGGCAAUGGAACUAAGUUCACAUUGAUCUGUGGAUUCGACACGCAACAUAACUUCUGGAUUUAUCGGGAUGAAAAGGCUCUCAGCGGCCAUUGGAUGAAACCUGAAGAUUACAUGCCCGCAGGGCAUGGAUUUAAGGUGGAAAAGGGAAUGGAAGACGGUGUACCAACUACAUUCAUCCACCUGUUCCGUACCGAGGCUGUCGUAGAGAGAUCUAUUGAAGUGACAUAG